UACACGUUGCCAGCAGCAACCUUCCUUGUCAACAUGCACCGUCGGUCGUCCUUGACGGCAGAGCGCCUCGAGGACACGCUACAUGAAGCUGCUGACGCCAUGGGAAGGGGGGAAGUUCCUCGCGCUGAAAAGUGGCAGCGAUUCUUUGUCCAAGCCCUUGGAACCACCAAGGACCAGUUUGGGGCGUUCGUGGCCGAGUAUGGCAUUCCAAGCGACAUGAUCGACACGAUUCGAGACAUUGUUGACGCUCGUGCGUCUGACAUUCACAGAUACCUCCUUCGCCAAGCAGCGUCCAUCUCCAAGUCUCACCUGGUGGACUUUGACUAUUCCGUUCGAUUGGUUCUAUCGAGCAGCACCCUUCACGGCGACGUAUAUCCCAUCGUGUUGCUCAAAUUGUACUUGUCGGGCGAUCGCGAGGUAACGUUGGAGCUCAACCAAGCGCAGCUCGAUGAGGUUCUCGUUGAGUUCGACGCCAUCGACGCGACUCUCUCGUCGCUCGUACCAAUUGCAUCGGCUGCAGCUCCAUAAUAUAACAAUACACCUGUUAAAUAUUGGCCUUACGGCACCAAAAUGUACAUGCUCGCCGCACGGAGGCCGGUUUGCACCCUUGGGAAAUAGCUGAGGCAGUACCAUGCUAACGUGCCACACUGGACACACACAGACAAAAACACGAGCACAGAUCGGAACCAUAGGCCAGGAUACAAGGCAAAGCAUAAUGUGAGGGCGAUGGACGCCAAGUACGUGGCGAAGCCCCACGCGCGGUUCGAGUUGGCUCGAAGGGUCUCGACUUGCUGCUUGAUGGUCGCUACAAACAACGUCGAGCCCAUGAUCACGAGGGAACCCAUGGAAUACACCACGCCGAAGGCAGUAAUCGAGAACGGAAACCUACAAGAAGCAUGUGGUAUGUUCGAGUUUAGGUCGAUGAGGAUAACUUACAAGACGAAGGAGCCGAGGAAUAGUACUAGACCACAUCCCAUGCACAUAAGAAAUCGUAUGCUACUAGAUUGCGGUGGUGACGGCGCUGUGGUGGCCUCUGUUACAAGGAGGAAUGGUUCGGCCAAGGACUUCAUGAUCCGCGCGAUCUUUCGUUUUUGA
Messenger RNA from Aphanomyces astaci, 1095 nucleotides. RefSeq lists its product as hypothetical. The coding region runs from base 34 to 528 and encodes 164 amino acids. Lineage: Eukaryota; Oomycota; Saprolegniomycetes; Saprolegniales; Verrucalvaceae. The transcript has 5 exons. The record is from RefSeq and is a predicted model, not a curated record.